GCAUAAAAGACAAUUCAUCACGAUGUGGGAAAGCCCCUCAUGAACGAUUUAUUAUUGUGCCGGAAAAGUGUACCUUGUGCAUCAAGGAAGGCAAGUGAGUGUUUUACAAGAGGAGCUUGGGGGGGGGAACUUUCUUGCCGGAAGCUGGGGGAGGAAGGGAGAUAGUUUCUGCCAUGACAGGAGCAGAAGGGAGGAUAAGAAUCCAUGAUUCAUUGGGAAGAAGCUUCCUUAUGGAAGACUGUUAUACCCUCCAGGGCUCCCCUCUCCAGCCUCUCAAGCCGUUUAGCUACGCUGCACUGGCGGCCACCUACCCGCUGGGCGACGGACUACCUACUAUACUGCUUUCUCCAGCUAACGCCUUCCUCGUUCGACCAUCCCGCAACUUCUUCGUCUUUUCUUCCGCCGUCAUCCACUGCUGGACUGCCAUCUCCAUCUCCUUCUCCUUCUCCUUCUUGUCCUCUUUCAUACUCUUUCAUGUUCUUUCUCGUCUCCUUCUCAUUCUGUUACCUCCUGGCUCAUCGCCUUGCGACGAGUUCGUGUCUAUUUCUUUUGGUCUCGUUGAUAUUCAUUUGCAUGGUGCUGGGGGCGGGGGGUUUAGAGAGAGCAGUCUAGAGUCGGGUUCUGCAUCCACCGUUACUAUCUACAAUGGAGAGCUACCUUUGCUACUUGGGAUUUGCCUACUGCCGCAAAGUCAAGAGCAAAGUUCGAUUUAAUUUCCUGUUCUUCCCACCAAAGUAUUUUUCAAGGACGUCAAAUCUCGCUUGCAGGAGAAUGGCACCAUCACGACUACACUCUUCUUUCCUCCCUCCGAAAAACACGCAGCAUCACAUGUUCUAUUCUCCGGCAAUCCACUUUCCGGCUUUUUCCUUCAAAUGGAGGAAAAGGCAGCUUCGAACCUUCCCUUAACCCACCAUGACGAACUCAAUUCGAGAGGAAAAAAAAAAA
Messenger RNA from Aspergillus fijiensis CBS 313.89, 945 nucleotides. RefSeq lists its product as uncharacterized. NCBI's taxonomy places the organism in Eukaryota, Fungi, Ascomycota, Eurotiomycetes, Eurotiales, Aspergillaceae. The record is from RefSeq and is a predicted model, not a curated record. Bases 174 to 713 code for a protein of 179 amino acids. The transcript has a single exon.